GAUUCCUGCUGCCACUCACAGUCUGGAUCUGAGUCUCAUUUCAGGCAGGACUCUGUGGACGGACCCGGACCUGGAUCAGAACCCGGACCCGGACUCCGCGCAUUCAGACGGGAUGAAGAUGACAGCGGAGCAUGUGGAGGACGGCGCCACGCUCAUCGCCAUGGAGACCCCGCCCGACAACUCCUACGGCAGCAUCACCACGAAUCCUGCUGUUCGGCUCCCGGACAGGAACGUGUUCAGCGAUGGGACGACUCGUGUGGACUUCGUGCUGGUGUGGGAGGAGUCUCUGAAGGAAACGACCAGUAUUAACUCCGCCCACAGGAAGUGGAGGGAGGCGUUUCUGGACCGACUGAAACAUGCGGGACUUCAGCAGGAGAAGAGGGAGGUGGUUCAGCAGAAGAAGAAGGUGUCCUUCAUCCUCCUCAGCGCUCCGUGGAGCGUCAUGUGUUUCUACGCUGAGGAGAUCAGCCUCAGAGCGCCGCUGCAGAUCAUCAAUUCAUCCAACAUCAACUGGUCUGAGAAGAUCCUGAAGAAGGUGUCCUUCCCCAACCUCAUGGCCCAGGACGUUCCCAACCCCCCACCGGAGUACUACAGCUGUCAGUUCAGAGCCAGCAAACUGCAGAGGUUUCUGGGCAGUGACAACAAAGAGACGUUCUUCACAACAACACAGAGACACCGAGUGCUCUAUGAGAUCCUGGCCCGGACUCCAUACGGUUCCAUGAGGAAAGGGGAGGUGGGAAUCGACCGACUGCUGAACGAGCAGGUGUUCAGCGCCGCCUACCCGCUGCAUGAGGGUGGUUUCCGGACCCAGAACCCUCCGGUUUCCCCCGAGUCUCUGAGUUUGAGACAGAUUCUGUAUCAGUACUGGGCCAAGUGGUCCUGCUGGAACAAGUACCAACCUCUGGACCACAUCCGAGAAUACUUCGGAGAGAAAAUCGCACUUUACUUCGCCUGGCUUGGUUUCUACACUGGCUGGCUGUUACCAGCGUCCGUGGUGGGGACGGUGGUUUUCCUCUUUGGCUUCUGGCUCAUGGCCACUGAUGUUCCAGCGAAGGAGGUGUGUGACAGCGGAGACAACUUCAUCAUGUGUCCACGAUGUAAAAGCUGCUCCUACUGGAACUACUCCAGCAUCUGUGUCACCUAUAAGGUGGGUCUUCUCUUUGAUAACGGUGGGACAGUGUUCUUCAGCGUCUUCAUGUCUUUCUGGGCCGUCACCUUCCUGGAGUACUGGAAGAGAACCGGGUCGACUCUGGCCCAUCGCUGGAACUGCUCUGACUUCGAGGACAUCGAGGAGCGACCUCGGCCGGAGUUCACGGCGAUGGCUCCCAUGACCAUGAGGAACCCGGUAACCGGCGCCGAGGAACCCUACUUCCCCGAAAAGACGCGACUCCACCGAAUGCUGAGCGGCUGCACCGUCAUCAUCACCAUGAUUGUGGUGGUUCUGAUGUUCCUGAUCUCCAUCAUCCUGUACCGUUCCAUCCUUCGAAUCAUCAUGCAAAAAUCUGGAAACAGCUUCGUCAGCGGCUUUGCCGGUCGGAUCGCCAGUAUCUCUGGAUCCGUGUUGAACCUGAUUGUGAUCCUCAUGUUGUCCAGGGUUUACAUCAUGCUGGCCCACAUCCUGACCCGCUGGGAGAUGCAUCGAACUCAGAGUAAAUAUGAAGACAUGUUCAUCCUCAAAGUGUUCGUCUUCCAGAUCAUCAACUUCUACUCGUCUCCGGUUUACAUCGCCUUCUUCAAAGGCAGAUUCAUCGGUUACCCUGGAAACUACCACAAACUGUUUGGGAUUCGCAAUGAAGAUUGUGGAGCAGGUGGAUGUCUGAUCGAACUGGCCCAGGAGAUGCUGGUCAUCAUGGUGGGAAAACAGCUGAUCAAUAACAUCAAAGAGUUUGUCUCACCGAAGUUGACGACGUGGUGGAAGAACAGGAAGCUGAGUCCGAGGCCGAAGGAGGGCGGAGAGAAGGAGGAGGAGGAGGAGGAGAUGCAGAGGAAGGAGCAGGUUCCACCCUGGGAGAAGGACUAUCAGCUGUUAGUGUGUGAAGGACUGUUCAGCGAGUACCUGGAGAUGGUCCUUCAGUUCGGCUUCAUCACCAUCUUCGUGGCGGCCUGUCCUCUUGCUCCGCUCUUCGCUCUGGUUAAUAACUGGGUGGAGAUUCGUCUGGAUGCUCAGAAGUUUGUGACUGAAUAUCGCCGCCCGGUGGUGGAGCGAGCUCAGGACAUCGGCGUCUGGUUGACCAUCCUGCAGUUCAUCACACACGCCGCCGUCCUCAGCAACGCGUUCCUCAUCAGCUUCACCUCGUCCUUCCUGCCUCGUCUCUACUACCGCUACACAAAAGACAACACCUUGACCGGCUUCAUCAACUUCACACUGGCAACAUCACCCAGCAACUUCAACCAGCAACACAACCACACAUCCUGCAGGUAUCGAUCCCUCAGAGAUGAACAGGGUGAAUACCUGCCUGAGUACUACCACCUGCUCGCCAUUCGACUCUCCUUCGUCAUUGUAUUUGAGCAUGUGGUGUUCUCCAUCGGUCGUCUCAUCGAUGUGAUGGUCCCUGACAUCCCAGAGGAGGUGGAGGUGAAGAUGAAGAGGGAGCACUACAUGGCCAAAAUGGCACUGGCAGAGAACCAGGUUCUAGGAGACACUCUGAUCCCAGACCCAAAGGAUGGGUCCAGUGAUCUGAGACAGCGUGGGUCCACAAGGUCAGCUCCGCCCAGUGAGGAUCCCAAACCUGACUGGGAUCCACAGGGACCUCCUCCUACCGCAACACUGGGAACCAACCACUGAAGAACCAACGGGCAAGAACAAAAGCAACAAGGAACCUCAGCAGGGUCUGUACGGUCUACAACCCUACAAGAACCCUACCAGAACCAGUCUAGAACCUCCACUACCACCCAUCUACGAGAACCCUACAAGAACCCUACCAGAACCUGACUAGAACAUCCACUACCACCCAUCUACAAAAACCCUGCAAGAACUCUACAAGAACCUGACUAGAACCUCCUGGUUUCUCCACCCAGAUCCUGAACAUGUGACACAAACAAAUAAGACAAUGUUAAUGUCGUCAAACUCAUGUUAGUUCAGGUUCCACCUUCAGCCCAGUUUGAUCUCAAGUGGAUCAGAACCAGUGACAUAAUAACAGAGU
Messenger RNA from Sphaeramia orbicularis (orbiculate cardinalfish), 3143 nucleotides. It is a transcript of the gene ano7, whose product is annotated as anoctamin 7. Gene Ontology annotation, molecular function: protein dimerization activity; chloride channel activity. Bases 113 to 2785 code for a protein of 890 amino acids. Gene Ontology annotation, biological process: chloride transmembrane transport; calcium activated phospholipid scrambling. The transcript is spliced from 24 exons. Gene Ontology annotation, cellular component: plasma membrane. The record is from RefSeq and is a predicted model, not a curated record. NCBI's taxonomy places the organism in Eukaryota, Metazoa, Chordata, Actinopteri, Kurtiformes, Apogonidae.